Molecule: messenger RNA, 1551 nt
Organism: Morchella importuna
Lineage: Eukaryota; Fungi; Ascomycota; Pezizomycetes; Pezizales; Morchellaceae
Exons: 1
Coding region: 1-1551 (516 amino acids)
Source: RefSeq, a predicted model, not a curated record
AUGGCCCCUGUUCGCACUAGGAAAAAGGGAAGCAAACCCCUGUAUUCCUCCCCCUACAAGCGGAACAUUGGCGUCAUUCUCCGCCAGCGCCCUAUUUUACCUUCUCUCAAGCCUUUCGUCCCCGCUCUUCUUACCAUCCCCGCCGUCUCCGCCGCUGGGAAAGUGGGAAUCCCACUCGAGAAAUUCUUAGCAUCCUUCUCUAUCUCCUCUGUAGAGAAAAUUCGCAUCCCGUCAGCGGAGAAAACCCCCACCCCGUCCACCGAGAAAGAUAGAACCUCGCCGCAAAGACUCGUCGCAACUGCUCCCACAUCUGCACACAAAUACAAAUACGUCCCCGCCGAAAUCAGCCCCACCACCGAAAAGGGCACACCCCAGCCGCAAGAAACCCCAACCUCGGCCUCCAGUGUCGUCGCCAUCAGCAGUCCGCCGGCGGCCGCCAACGAGGCCAUAACGACCUGCAUUGCUGCUCGUGUUGGCCGCAAGCCCGUUGCCGCUCAAUACACAUUCAACGAGUCACCCGCUCUUUUUUCUCGCGGCUGGGGCAGAGCCAGGAAGAAUGUUGGCGGGCCCAUCCCCUUCAAGCUCUGUCAACGCCCUCCGGACAAUGGUGGCAUGCGGUUGCGCGAGGAUCCGGUGAAGCUGAAGGGAACGUUGUUUAAUGGCGGCAUGUUUGCAGGUUUCUUGAAGGAGAGUGCUGAAAGAGAGAAAGGAAAUGAAACAAGGGAGAGUGAUCAAAGGGGUAGUCCAAUGAGGCUGGAUUCACCGAUGAAGGAUGAGGCACCGAUGAAGGAGGACUCACCAAUGACGGUGUAUUCACCAAUGAAAUUGGAUAUGACAAUGCAAGUCGAUAUGCCAGUGCAUAUCGAUGUAUCAGUGCAUGAGAUUUUCAACGCUCCGCUUGACAGUCCUAAAUCACCAUACGUCAAGCCUAAAUUACCACAACUUUUCCAAAAACUCAUACCUACUCUCACCGCAGACCAGAGUGGAUCAAAGAUGAGCAACGUCAACAGCAAACUCUCCCCCGCGGACGCCAACCAUGAAGAGGAAUCUGACGAUGGGGAAGACUUCAACCAAAUAUCGCGCAUGGACGCUCACACCCACGUCGGCCAGAUGCCCUGGAUCGCCAACCACACCUACGUCACGACCGCCACGCGCGGCGUUGUCCCCGUCAGCAGCCACGUCCCCUCGCUCCUCGCCGCCAUUGAGCGUGGCAAGGGCCUGCUUGAUCUCGAGAAGCCUCUACCAGUUCCCCAGGGUGCUGGCUGUACUGCGACUCCAAACUGCCGCCAAAGCCUAGCCUACAAUGCUGUUGUCGAGUUCCUCACGCCGAAGGCUGAGACUAAGGAUGCCACGCCAAUGAUCGAGAAGAAAGAUGAGUUCGCGGCCUCGCCCGCGUUCAACUUGACGCAGAGGAGUGUCACGGAGAGGAGACUUGGGCCGAUUAAAGGGGCUGUGCAGGAGUUGGGUGAGAGGAGUAGGGUUAGAGUGGUGACUGCGGCAGACUGGGUGAAUGUGGUGGAGAGGUAUGGGGUUAAGAUGAGGAGGUUGUAA